Effrenium voratum is the source of this 771-nucleotide messenger RNA. The record is from the annotation of a GenBank genome assembly. Lineage: Eukaryota; Dinophyceae; Suessiales; Symbiodiniaceae.
AAGCUUUGGCUCAGAGGCGUGGGGUCGGAAGACGCGCCGCGCGCAUGAGCGACUAUAACUACCUCUUCAAGUACAUCAUUGUCGGGGACGCUGGAGUUGGCAAAUCCUGCCUGCUGCUGCAGUUCACAGACAAGCGCUUCAGAGCGGAGCAUGACAUGACAAUUGGAGUGGAGUUUGGGCACCGAUACGUGGAUAUCGAGGGCCAGAGCAUCAAGCUCCAAAUAUGGGACACUGCAGGUCAAGAGGCCUUCAGAUCCAUCACGAGGGCAUACUACCGCGGUGCGACAGGUGCGCUGCUGGUCUAUGACAUCACGCGCAGGGCCUCCUUCGACCGCCUGGCGCAGUGGCUCAUGGACGCCAGGCAGAACGCCCAGCCGAACAUGGUGAUCAUGCUCAUCGGCAACAAGUGCGACCUAGACCGCCGGGAGGUGAGCUUCGAAGAGGGGGCCUGGUUCGCCAGACAGAAUGGCUUGUUCUUCAUGGAGACCUCGGCCAAGACAGGCCAGAAUGUGGAGCCCGCCUUUAUAGACACGGCCAAGCAGAUCUAUGAGAACCUCCAAGCGGGGAUGUUCGACAUGAGCACGGACGCUCAUGGCAUCACGGUGGGCGCCGGCCAGCGCGCGCGCCCAGCGCCCCGGGCGGAGAACCUCAACUCGCUGCAUUUCGCCUGUUGCGGCGGCUGAGCCGCCGCGCCUCCGCCCAGACACUGUGAGAGCAUCCAAUUGCCGGAGGGGACGUCUUCUCAGGGAACGUUGGGGACCUCAUGGCUUC